GGCUGCGUCCUGGCGGGCAAGGGCAAGAGGGGCCGACGCAAGGCACGCGCCGUGGCAGGGCCCCUGGCGGCGUGCGCCUCGGACUCAGGAGAAGGAAGCAGCAGCCACGGCGGCAAGGGCAAAGCAGGCGGCGGCUCACAGCAGGCAUCUCGUCUUGUAGAGCUGCAGCGCGCCAUCGAGCACCUGGGGGCGUUCCCCAGCCUGGGUGGCCAUGGAGACGAGUGCGUGGCUGAGCGGCUGGCCGCCCUUCGAGCCAAGAAGCAGGAGGCCGCAGCAGCCCAGGCCGCGGACAAGGAGGCAGCGAUGUCGCCAGCAACGCGGCUGCGACGAGCGGCCAACACGGCCAGCAAAGUGGAGCGCAAGGCCGCAGGAACUCGCAGGACCAUGGAGGCUGCAGACGCAGCUGUGGCCGAGGAGGAGGCGGCAGUGCAGGCGGCUGCAGACCAGCUGGAGGAUACCGAGGACCGCAGAGCCGAGGCGCGCGAGCGGCUGGUCGCCUUGGAGGAGAAGGCCGCUGCUGCCAAGGCUACCCACGAACGCCUGCAGGUCCCGGCUGGUGACCUGGAGGCCAUGCGCGGGCUCUUCCUCCAACUGCGAACGCUCCCGUUGGCACACCUGGCAGGCAACUUCGCCAGGGCCUGGGAGCUCACCAUGCAACGGCUGCAGGCGGUGGAAGGAAUGUUCGCCCUCCAGGAGCCCGCG
Molecule: messenger RNA, 702 nt
Organism: Prorocentrum cordatum
Lineage: Eukaryota; Dinophyceae; Prorocentrales; Prorocentraceae
Source: the annotation of a GenBank genome assembly